This is a messenger RNA of Engraulis encrasicolus (European anchovy), 705 nucleotides long. RefSeq lists its product as uncharacterized. The transcript has 4 exons. Gene Ontology annotation, biological process: spermatogenesis. NCBI's taxonomy places the organism in Eukaryota, Metazoa, Chordata, Actinopteri, Clupeiformes, Engraulidae. The record is from RefSeq and is a predicted model, not a curated record. The coding region runs from base 1 to 705 and encodes 234 amino acids.
AUGAACCCGCUAUGGAAGACGUACAAGAGCAAGGUCAUGAAGACCUUGAACGCCGAGAUGGAGGAGGACGUGGCAGAAGAAGAGGAGUCUGAGGUGGAUACGUCACCCAUCCAGCAGGGAGGGGAGGAGGGGCCCAAUGUGGUGUCCCAACUCAGCACCAACCUCAAGAAGAUGCAGGGUGCCAGUGUGAAGGGCUGGAAGAGCGUCUCAGCUCUCUUUAACAAGGAGGACGAGCACCAGCUACUGUCUGAGUCAGAAGGGGAGAACCAUUCGGAACCUGAACCCAUAAAUGAUCAUCCAUUGGCUGUGAGACCAGAGGAGCCCGCCUCCAGCCGGUCCAACAAGCGAAUGACGGGCUUCUGGGACAACUUUGCCACCAAGUUCCAGCAGGCCAAGCAGGCUCAGGCCGCCGCGGCCGCUGCCAUGGCGAAGGGGGCGGGGUCUGAAGCCGACGUGGAGGCGGGCAUUGACAACCAGGGGCAGAGCGUAGAUGGAGAGAACCAGGAAGCAGCAGGAGGAGGAGAGGGGGAGGGCGGGGGCAGUGAUGCAGCGGCCGGGGGAGAGGAUGGAGAUGGAGGUGGGGGCAACAGCUUCUCCAAGUACACAUCCCUGGGCGGGGGCAAUGGGGACACGUCACUCAAAUGGAACUUUGUCACCGGCAAACUGGCUGAGCUGAAGAUGAAGAGCAUGGCCAAGACCAACUAG